CCAGGAUCACAGACACGGCGGCAGGCUCGUGAGCGUGGCCUGAGUCGAAGGGGGGUCCCAGUCCUGUGAGCGUGUGUGUGUGUGCAGCUAUGGGAAAGGACUACUACAAGAUCCUGGGCAUCCCCAAGGGCUCCAAUGAGGAGGAGAUCAAGAAGGCCUACCGGCGCAUGGCGCUCAGGUUCCACCCUGACAAGAACAAGGAUCCCAACGCAGAAGAGAAGUUUAAGGAGAUCGCCGAGGCCUACGAGGUGCUGAGCGACCCCAAAAAGAGGGUCAUCUAUGACCAGCUGGGAGAGGAAGGUUUAAAGACAGGAGGCAAUAGUUCCUCUGGUGCUCCUGGCAGCACAACAUACCACUACACCUUCCAUGGAGACCCCCACGCCACCUUUGCCUCAUUCUUCGGCGGCUCCAAUCCGUUCGACAUGUUCUUUGGCUCCAGCCGCAACCACAACCGCUCCAACGGCUUCUCCUUCCACAACGACCACAGCAACGACACGGAGCAGGACGUGGACAUGGACGAUGACGACCCCUUCACUCACUUUGGGCGACAGUUUGGCUUCCCAGGGGGGAUGAACAAUGGCUUCCCAGGGGAGGGGCGCAGGCGGCGGGGCGUGCAGUCAGAGCGCCUGGGGGCCGGCCGCAAGCAGCAGGACCCCCCGGUGGUCCACGAGCUGAAGGUCUCGCUGGAAGAGAUCUUCCACGGCUGCACCAAGCGCAUGAAGAUCACCCGCCGCAGGCUCAACCCAGAUGGGAGGAGCAUGAGGACGGAGGACAAGAUCCUCAACAUCGUCAUCAAGAAGGGCUGGAAGGAGGGAACCAAGAUCACCUUCCCGAAGGAGGGGGACGAGACCCCCGAGAACAUUCCUGCCGACAUAGCAUUUGUGCUCAAGGACAAAGGACACACCCACUUCAAGAGAGAUGGUUCCAAUAUCAUUUAUAACUGCAAGAUCAGUCUGAAAGAGGCGUUGUGUGGCUGCACAGUGAGCAUUCCCACGCUGGAUAACCGCGUUAUCUCGCUGCCCUGUCACGAGAUCAUCAGACCAGGCACGGUGAAGCGGCUGCGAGGGGAAGGCCUGCCUUUCCCCAAGAGCCCGUCACAACGCGGCGACCUCAUCGUGGAGUUUUCAGUCCGUUUUCCUGACAGGAUACCCCCUCAGUCCAGAGAGAUUAUCAGACAGCACCUUCCCCAGUCGUAGGAAGACUCAUCCCCGUCCACACGCGCAGAGAAACCAUCCCAUAAUGCUCCUUCUUCCUCUCAACUCCCAGCAGCCGACAUUUUCUUUGAUCCUGACCUUCUGACCCUUACUCCUAGUUACCUCCUAGUUACCCCUUCCCUUCCAGUCCCCACGUCCUGUGUUCAGACACACAGUGUUAAACAGACACUCUUGUUUAUAGGGGGAGACAGAAGUGCCAGGAGGAACGGCAGUACCAGGGGGUGUUUGUUUGUGUUUGUUUUGUCUCACGGCCCAAGCACACACAAGCACCCAAGCAGCGGAGCGGUGCUGAGGAAGGGCUCAGCACAAUUUUGGCUUUUACCGGAGCUCAUUUUCGGAACUCUCUUUUUUUAAUGGAUUUAUCAAUGGUUUUAUAUGCCCUCCAGCUCUCCCGCCCGGUCCUCGUCUUUUUUGUGAUAGGAUGAAGCAUAUUUUUUAAAGAAAGAUUUUCCAGGGUUUUCUUUUCCAAAGGAAGUUUCAAAUAGGAUUAUUUAUUUUUACCUUGAGUGUACCAGCAACUUCAGUGGCUUCAGUGUGUUCAGUGCGUACCCUAGUUUGACCUUAACCCGCAGUGCCACCUGUCUCUCCCCUGCUACUAGAGGAUUUGUGCAUGAACUCUAUGGGCCAUUAACUGUCUAUUUGAAACGGUCUCCCCCCAAAUCAGCUGCAUUCUGGUGCGUGUAAUGCCAAAACACACUUAAAGUCCCACACUACUUCAGAUAAUAUGGGUAUAUCUCAGCUGUAUCGGGAAAUCUGGGAAUGACAAUCACAUGACAGCAAUGUAAGCUUGGCAAAUACAAUCUACACGUAAUGUGGGUGCUUACCCUUCUGAGCUUUAUGGCCACUCUGAAUUGAACUGCCUAGCUCACUAUCUGAGGGACAUUUAAGUGCCUUAGCCCAGUGUCACACACACAUAAACAAACCACAUAUGAACACGCACAACUCAUACUGUAAUAUACAAACAGCCAUUUUAGGUGCACAGAGUCAAAGGGGCACAAUGGACAAUAUCCUAUGCUUUGUGAUACAAAUUAAUUAGGAGCUGGUGAUCUUGUAAUUUCAGUAAUGGCGAGUAAGCAAUGUACACCAUAUACAGUACUGUAUUGUAAGCAAGGACAAUAAACACUUUUUUGGGAGAGAUUUGAUACAAGACUGAUACCUUUUGCCAAUGCAGGCCUGUAAAGUGCCCUACAGCGCAGCUUGGAUUUCCCAAAAGGAUUUUAGCAAGACGCUCGUCUGUGUUGCAUUUCAGCUGCAGGCUGAACGACAGAUGAGCUACUGCAAGGAUUCCUCGGGGAAACCCAGCUGUGUUGUCUAAGUUCUGCUUUUUCUUGUGGCAUUUGAAGGCCAUGUCUUGGUGCUACUGUGAGCAGUGCCAAAAAUAGACUGCCUUGGAGUCUAACUUUUGGUUUUCAUGGAAUCCUUAAGUUGUGAUUUGAUAAUUGCUUCCGUCUUCUGUAACAUCUAUAUAUGUGACUGUACAUCGGUUUUUGAAAUGGAGAAACCCAUUUAGCCAACAGGUUUUAUAACACUGCAGCAGUUGUUCUCCAUUUCGGCUACAGGGGGCUCUAAAAGCUCUCCUCAGCUCUUCCUACUGUAGUUUACACCAAUUAUAACAUGUAUGUAUGAGUAUGGUUUAUACACACAGCCCUGAGGGGUCAUAUUUAUCAUGUGUAUGGGAAACUGUUUGAAUGCAACAUGUGGAUUGAUGCACUUUUUAUGUCAGAAGUGGUAUUGGCAGAUUUUGAGAUUAUUAUCAGAGAGACUUGAGUUGACUAAAAGCUCUGACUUGCCUGUGUGUGUGUGAGUCCUGCCUCGCAGAGCCUGCAGGGACACUGGACUGUGGCUACAACCAGAAUGCAUGUGUACCGCUGCUGAAAGACUCACUGUCACUGCUUUUAUGCAUUGGACAAUGUUUAUGGUUGUUUUAAA
Messenger RNA from Myripristis murdjan (pinecone soldierfish), 3143 nucleotides. RefSeq names its product DnaJ heat shock protein family (Hsp40) member B5 (gene dnajb5). The record is from RefSeq and is a predicted model, not a curated record. Bases 90 to 1196 code for a protein of 368 amino acids. Lineage: Eukaryota; Metazoa; Chordata; Actinopteri; Holocentriformes; Holocentridae. Gene Ontology annotation, cellular component: cytosol. The transcript has 4 exons. Gene Ontology annotation, molecular function: protein-folding chaperone binding.